AUGUCUGAACCAAAUUGGCGGCCCGGCAAGAGAGUUGCUAUAGCUGGGGGUGGCCCUGCUGCUGUUUCAACUGCUCUGGCAUUCAUUCAACGAGGCUACGAUGUCCGUGUUUUCGAGCGACAGUCAGAGUGCAAGCCUAUCGGAGGCGCAGUCUUACUCAACAUCCCUGUUCUAGCAAUUUUACGCUCCUACGGAAUGCCUAUGGAAAAUGUCGGGUCUUUCACUGCAACUUCCUUUCAAAACAAGCAAGGUCUUGAACGCGUUGAGCUCCCCUUCAAUAAAGAGGUUGAAAAGCGCAUGGGUAUCAAGGGUUGGCAAUAUGGCGUCUUGCGCUCGUCACUCUUCAAGAAAAUGCUCGAUCUUCUUCCAAGCGGAGUGAUAUUCAAUGAUCACGAGUUCGAAUCUUAUUCCGAACUCCCAGGCCAGGAGGGUGUGGAAGUCAAGUUCCGCAAUGGAGAGACAGUUGUUGCCGACCUCUUGGUUGGCGCAGAUGGUAUACGCUCCGGUGUUUCACGUCAAGCAUUCGGCGAUCCAAAGCUUUUCCACGCAGGUGUCCGUGUCUGGCUCGCCUGGUGUGACAAGAUCCCUGGUAUUCCGGAAAACUAUGGUGUCAUAUCCCAUGACUGGCAGUACCAAGCUAGUUUCUUCCCCAUGCUCCACGAAGGAAAGCCCGGGUUUGAAUGGUGGGUCGUGGAAUGGUCUUACGAUGGCAAGCCCGUACCUGAAAACCCCAAGGAAUACCUGACCAACAUCCUCAAAGAUUGGUCACAGCCUCUGCCGCGGCUCCUCGAGGCCUCCGACUUCGACUCGCAGGUAUACCGAUGGGAGAUCUUCAACCGACCGUCCAUGAAGACAUGGUCAACUGGGCGUGUCAUGUGCAUUGGUGACGCGAUUCACCCAGUAUCACCCUAUGCCGCGUAUGGUCUCGGUAUGGCGAUUGAAGAUGGCUACUUCUUGGCCAGAUCUCUUGAAGGGGUCGACUUGCGUAAUAUGUCCGCUGUCAAGGCUGGCUUCGAGAUCUUUGAAAGUCAGCGUGUUGAUUAUGUGAACCAUAACAUGGAGUUUGCUCGCUUUAGCGGCUAUAUGUUCCACUCGCUGCCUUGGCCCCUUGCCAAGAUUCGAGACUGGAUCUUUGAUUAUACUCCUUUUUUGGGCAGUCUCUUGAAGAAGGACUAUCUAAAAAAGGCCGAGGAGCAGACGAUGAAUAUGAAAGAGCUUCACGUUGUUUGA
Molecule: messenger RNA, 1230 nt
Organism: Penicillium olsonii
Lineage: Eukaryota; Fungi; Ascomycota; Eurotiomycetes; Eurotiales; Aspergillaceae
Source: the annotation of a GenBank genome assembly